GAACCUUUUUUUUUUUUGCCAAAAGGGAUCAUCUCAUCCUUCUGAAUUCUAAUCGUGUUCUGCUUCUCUGCUACUGCUGAGAGAUGGCCUACGCUGCAGCUGCUUCCCUGGUACAAACGCUGGAGUAUCUGCUGCAAUUUCCCUGUUUGGUUCUGGAAAUGAAGAAGAUGCAAGCGGAGGUUGUCACACAGAGAUUCCGUCUAGUCUUAUUGCUCCUGAAAGGAGAACCCUCAGCUUCGUCGAGCUCAGGUUUACAGCAAUUAAGCGAAGAACCUGAAACUCUGGCAUCCAGCUUUGAAGGAUUUCUUGGGGCAGUUGGUCUGCAUGCUGACUUCUUGGAGAUCAAGAAAAGAACAGUGUCCUUGAGCUGCGGAAUACCAAAAUUGCAGGAAAAAAAGCCACCAAUUCUGACGGAAAUUGGAUCUUUGGAGCAAGACCUGAAGAAAUUUCUGGAAACCACUGCCCGCGACAUCCGGACAGAUCUAUCCAACUACGUUGUUCAUCAACCUUCUCGUGAAGCAGCAAGAAAAAUGCUUCGGGCCGUGGAUAAGCUCAAACAGGCCAUAAUCUUUUUCUAUGAAGUUGCUUCUGAGAUCACAAUUCUCUACCAGGAUCUUUUCUCCUUGCUGAGUUUUCUUGAUGAUUCUUCUGAUAAAUUCCAGGAUCAUGAAUUGCUGAAAUGCAUCAAAGACGUUGCUUAUAGAGCAAGAGAUCUUGUUGAAGAAUGUAUCUUGGACAAUCAAGUCGAGUCAGUAAAGACGUACCUCAUUUGCACUUUGUCCAAUAGUGAGUCACCAUCUAGAUUCCUACAGCAGGCAGUGGGGAAAAGUUCUCUUGAAACUGUGGUCAAGAGUGCCUUAGAUGGAAAGAAGGGCAUUCGUCGAGGUUUAGUUCAUGCAUUACAGGAUGUUCAAUCUAUCAAGAGAAUGACUACAAAUAUAGAUGAAAAGAGUCUAAGAUUGCAGGGAUCAAGCGUCAGGAAAGCACCACUUAGUUCGAAUAAGGAGGAUAUUGUGGUAGGUCUUGAUGCUGAGCUGACGACUAUCUUGGAGGGGCUCACUGGACUGCCAGGACUAGAAAUAGUGACAAUUUCUGGGAUGGGCGGCAUUGGUAAGACAACUCUUGCUAGAAAAGCUUUUAAUGAUCCUUAUAUUGUUUAUCACUUCUAUUGUCGUGCAUGGAUAACAGUAUCCCAAGUCUAUCAAGUGAGAGAUUUGUUACUAGGCCUUUUGAGCUCCAUUGCACGGUCCACUGAUAAAAUGGUUGAGAAGAGCAAUGCUCAAUUAGCUGAAGUUGUAUACAGAAGUUUGAAAGGUAUGAGGUAUAUGAUUGUUAUGGAUGACAUGUGGAGUAUUGAUGCUUGGAAUGAUGUCAAAAGAUGUUUUCCUGAUGACAAAAAUGGAAGUCGAAUAGUAGUUACAACUCGGUUCAUGGAGUUAGCAACAAAUGUGAGCCCCAAAAAGCCACCUCAUUGCAUGAACCUUCUGAAUACAGAACAAAGCUGGGAACUAUUGGAAAUGCUCAUCUUCGGGACAGCAAGCUGCCCCCAAGAAUUGGUAGGAGUUGGAAAAAAAAUAGCUAAGAGAUGCCGGGGAUUACCUCUAGCUAUUGUUGUUGUUGCUGGUGUUCUCUCACGUGUCAUCAGGGAAUACAAUUAUUGGAAUAAUAUUGCAGAGGAGGUUAGCUCAGUUGUUUCUACUGAUCCAGAAAAUUGCUUAGAUAUACUUGCUUUGAGUUACAAUUACUUGCCCCAUCACCUGAAAGCCUGCUUCCUCUAUAUGGGGAUUUUCCCUGAAGAUUGUGAGAUUGAAGUUUCAAAAUUGAUUAAUUUAUGGGCUGCAGAGGGCUUCUUAUAUUUGGAUUCAGAGAAACAGUUGGAACAGAUUGGAGAGGAUUACUUGGAAGACCUAAUCGCCAGAAACUUAGUUUUGGUUGAAAAGAAGCGCUUUGGGGGGGAAGUCAAAACUUGUCGCCUCCAUGACUUCUUACGGGAAUUGUGCUUGAAAGAAGCUCAAAAGGAGAACUUCAUGCAUGUCAUACAAAGGAGAAGUGCCAAAGGUGUUCAAACAGGCACGCGUAAUCAACGUCGUCUGAGUUUCCAUUUGGAUCCCUACAGUGAUGUGUCUGCAGCACCUGCAAUCCCACAUGUCUCAUCUUUUCUGUGUUUCACACUGGGUGCUAAUAUAGUACCUGAUAUUCUAUUCUUUCAGUUAGGCUUUAAGUUGCUUAGAGUAUUAGACAUAUUCUUUCUGCAUUUCGAUUACUUCCCUGAUCAAAUACUAAAACUGAUACAUUUGAGGUAUCUUGCACUCAAUGUUACUUAUGAGCUUCCUGCCUCAGUUUCCCAACUGAGGAAUCUCCAGACCUUAGUCAUUCAUGGUCCAUGGCUUUGUCGGGAAUCUGGCGGUAGCCCAAUAUUGUUGCUGGAGUAUUGGAGUAUGCCUUCACUGAGGCAUGUGCAUAUUACUGCAGCUUGUCAUCUAAAGAAUCCUUUCACUGUACAAGAUAACCUUCCUCGUCCAUUUGCUUCAGAACACCUGCAAACUCUCUAUACAAUACAAUUUUCAAGUUGCACAAAGGAAUUUUUCAGUGUCAUGCCCCAUCUUAAGAAACUGGGAAUUUGUGAAACUAAAGAAGACUACAGCACAGACAGUUUGUCACAAGUCCUAAAUAAUCUUGUUUGCUUGCAAGAACUUGAAACCCUGGAGUGUUCCUUCCACACACAAAAUAGAGAAGUGCGAAAGAAUUUGGGCUUGGCUGCUUUGCCAGUGACUCUUAAGCAUUUGAGUUUGAGUUGGAGUUACUUACCAUGGGAAGAUAUGACCUUUAUUGCCAUGUUGCCCAACCUUGAGGUGCUUAAACUCAAAAAUUAUGCUUUCCAAGGGCCAAAAUGGGAGCCAACUGAAGAAGGUUUUCAUAGUCUAAAGCAUUUGCUAAUUGAAAACACUGAUUUGAUCCAUUGGGAAGCAAUAAUAGUUCGCCACUUUCCGUGCCUUCAGCAUCUUGUUCUGAAAUCAUGCAAGCUCUUGGAGGAGAUCCCUUUUGGUGUCGAGGAACUUGGUACCCUGCAGCGGCUUGAGGCCCACUAUUGUAGUGAACCUAUUGAGAAUUCUGCUAAAGAAAUUCAAGAACAGAUUGAAGGCAUUGAUGUUAUUAUCAGAAGUGAUCGGAAUCCAGACUCUGCAUAAGGAGUGCUUUCACUUCUCUCUCUUAAUAUCCAAUGUUUACAACUUCUUUGUUUCCAACUUUCUUUCCAAAUAACCAUUUGUAAGACUUCUCUCCCAUUUGGCAAAUGCGCUGUGACUGCCAAAUGUGUAUUCAUGGUUUUAGUCUUCAGUUAGGAUUUGACAAGUUGGUCCUCCUAUUCUACGUUUUCUUGAUGCCUGUUUCAGUAGUACUAUGUUGAUGUCCUGCUUGAUUAUCUAUUAUGGUUCAGAUGAGUUUCAUGACUGUUAACAUGGAUGUCUUGAAUUCCUCUCACAAGAAGCUUUGCAAUAAUAAUCUUUGUGUAUGUUCCUAGUUA
Coffea eugenioides is the source of this 3523-nucleotide messenger RNA. RefSeq names its product putative late blight resistance protein homolog R1A-3. The transcript has 3 exons. Lineage: Eukaryota; Viridiplantae; Streptophyta; Magnoliopsida; Gentianales; Rubiaceae. Gene Ontology annotation, molecular function: ADP binding. Gene Ontology annotation, biological process: defense response to other organism. The coding region runs from base 84 to 3188 and encodes 1034 amino acids. The record is from RefSeq and is a predicted model, not a curated record.